Molecule: messenger RNA, 699 nt
Organism: Kwoniella botswanensis
Lineage: Eukaryota; Fungi; Basidiomycota; Tremellomycetes; Tremellales; Cryptococcaceae
Exons: 4
Coding region: 1-699 (232 amino acids)
Source: RefSeq, a predicted model, not a curated record
AUGUCCACCCCAGCUCAAUCUACUACCCCACCAGGGCAACUCGCCGCUGAAUCUUCCAGUGCUUCAUCGUCAAGUUGGUAUAGUGGGAACCUCUUGCCUGUCAGUCCAUUCGAUCUGCCGGAGACUAGAGAUUUGGUAUCUCAGAAGAUAGCUUCUGGUGAAAUAACUCGAAAGGAUGUGGAGAUCAUGGAAAAAGGUUAUAGGUGGAUGACAUAUACACCACCUGCCACAGCAGUAUCAUUCUCUUACCUCAUUUGGCAACUCAUGAAGAAGCAGUACCCUCGACCUCACAUCGCGACUCGAUUGGUAUGGGGUGGAUUGGCAGGUGUAGCUGGUGGUUUGAUAGGUUUCGGAGCGGCUGGUUUGGCAGCUAGUAUGGAGGUUAAUGAUAAGAUCGAGGAUGGUGAUCGCAAAGUACAAGUGUUCAACCUGAUCACCGAACACGCUCGUCAAAUACAAGAAGCCAAACACAACCCGGUCCUCGUACCUGCUCCUGUCCAAGCUCCAGCAUCCACAACAGCGAUGAAACAGGCCAGAGCUCAAAGUAAUCUACCUCGAGAUUUCGAAUUCCCACCUCAACGUCAAGCUGCCGAGAGCCUCGAGUACUCCAAGGGAUCGAUAAGGCUCGCACAGGAAGGUCAAUCGAUUUGGGGUAAAAUGAAAGGUUGGAUUCCUGGAUUUGGCGGUGGUAAGGAGUAG